This is a messenger RNA of Botrytis fragariae, 300 nucleotides long. RefSeq lists its product as uncharacterized. NCBI's taxonomy places the organism in Eukaryota, Fungi, Ascomycota, Leotiomycetes, Helotiales, Sclerotiniaceae. The transcript is spliced from 2 exons. The record is from RefSeq and is a predicted model, not a curated record. The coding region runs from base 1 to 300 and encodes 99 amino acids.
AUGCAUUUCUCCACCCUCGUCACCCUUACCCUCUCCGUCUUCAGCGCGCGGGCGAUUGCAGACAAUUGCUAUAACCAUUUUGACUACUGUGGCACGAGCUUGCUCGGUAUUGGCAAUUACCACGACACCAUGGUGCAAGCGCUCCAUAGCGAGGGACUCAAAUACGACGAUGAUAGCAUUAAUCGCUCGGUUUUCACAUGCGUCGAAGAUGGCUUGCUGGCAUCGCCCCGGUACUGCGAACAUCGCUGUUGGGUGGCGGCUACUGGAAGUCAAAUGAAUGAUACCUGCAAUGAGGAGUGA